Cooperia oncophora is the source of this 1689-nucleotide messenger RNA. The record is from the annotation of a GenBank genome assembly. NCBI's taxonomy places the organism in Eukaryota, Metazoa, Nematoda, Chromadorea, Rhabditida, Trichostrongylidae.
AUGGCUAUGAACAUUCCAAAAUCGGGCUACAACCGCUUCAUGAAGGAGGGGGCUCAGCAUUUCAAAGGUACGGACGAGGCAGUGCUAAGAAACAUUGAUGCCUGUGUGGAGUUAGCGUCUCAAUUAAGGUCGGCUUAUGGACCUAAUGGAAUGAACAAAAUGGUUAUUAAUCACAUCGAAAAGUUAUUCGUGACAAACGAUGCUGCUACAAUCCUGAAAGAGCUCGAUAUCCAACAUCCGGCGGCUAAGAUUAUAAUAAUGGCGAGUCAAAUGCAGGAGAAGCAAGUAGGAGACAACACAAACACUGUGGUGAUUUUGGCCGCUGCUCUUCUCGAACAUGGUGCUCAGCUCAUCAGCAUGGGUCUCACGCCACAAGAAGUUGCUGCUGGAUACGAACAGGCAGCCGAAAAAGCCCUCGAAAUUCUUCCAAAUCUUGUCAUCAAAGAAGCAACAGAUUUGAGAGAUAUUCCAACGUCAGAGAAAAAGAGAAUGGAAUUAUCAGCCCCAUAUUUACAGGUGAAGAAACUUCUUCGCUCAGCAAUAACCUCAAAGCAGUACGAUAAUGAAGAAGCUAUCGCUGAUUUAGUGUCGAAGGCUUGUGUCCUCACUGUGCCAAAAAACAGCUUCAACUUCAAUGUUGACAACAUAAGGAUAUGCAAAAUUUUGGGAUCUGGUGUUAGCACUUCAAUGGUUAUGAACGGGAUGGUUUUCAAGCGCGGAGCCGAGGGUGAAGUCAAGAGCGUAAAAAAUGCCCGUAUCGCCGUUUUCACAUGUCCGUUUGACCUAACACAGACAGAAACCAAGGGUACGGUUCUCAUAGAGAAUGCAGAAGAACUCAUGGGUUUUGCAAAGGGUGAAGAAAGCGAAGUUGAAAGUCAAGUGAAGGCCCUUGCUGAUAACGGAGUUCAGGUUGUUGUAGCUGCUGGAAAGUUCGGUGAUCUGUAUCUGCACUUCCUCAACAAAUACAAAAUAAUGGGAGUCAGGCUGACGUCGAAGUUUGAUCUACGGCGUCUAUGUCGAACUGUGGGUGCGCAAGCGCAAGCACGAAUCUGCGCUCCAGCUGUUAAUUUGCUUGGAACCUGUGACUCAGUUCACAUAAAAGAAAUCGGUGAUGAAAAUGUAGUGGUAUUUGACAACAAGGGAGAAAAAGGACAUGUGGCUACAAUCAUAAUUCGCGGCUCAAGCCAGUCUCGGAUAGACGAUGUUGAGCGAGCAGUAGAUGAUGCUGUCAACACAUACAAAUGCCUUACUAAGGAUGCCAGACUCCUUCCUGGUGCUGGCGCAGUGGAGAUAGAAUUAGCCCGUCAAAUAGAAUCAUUUGGUGAGAAGUGCUCGGGACUUGAGCAGUACGCUAUCAAGAAAUUUGCGUAUGCUCUCGAAACACUGCCGAAAUGUCUGGCAGAGAAUGCAGGCAUUGAUGCUACCGACAUUCUCACUAAACUUAAUGCCGCCCAUGAGUCUGGACAACCAAAUGUCGGGAUUGACAUCUGGAAACAUGAAGUCAUGGACGCCGGAGAGAACACAAUCUACGACUUAUUCGCUGGCAAGAAAUCUGCCAUAAAGCUUGCCACUGACGCUGCUGCCACGAUUCUCAAAGUUGAUCAGAUAAUAAUUGCAAAACAAGCUACGGGUGGACCCAAACCUCGCGGACCGAAACCACAGGACGAGGACGAAGAAGGAAUGGCCUAA